UUCAGUCAGAUAACAAUUUCCGGCGAGUUAGCCGGAAGUUGGAGCAAUGGCCGACGUGAGAAUGGACGAUGACCUGUUUGGUAGCAUUGUGUUUGCAGAAGAAAGGUUCCGAGAUGAAGGCUACCGGGAAGGUUUUAAGAGGGGGACCCGCCGAGGGCUUCAGGACGGCCGCAGACACGGAGCUUGUCACGGGGCCCGGCUGUCCUGCGAGAUGUCCUUCUAUUACGGCUUUGCAAUCACGUGGAAAUGUGUCCUCCAAAACAACAUAGAUGGCAAAUCAAGAAAGCGUGUGAAAGCACUGGACGCCCUCCUUGGAAUGAUCCAAAGCUCUCCUCUUGAUGAUCCGCACUCUCAGAAGCUACAGGAUGACAUGGGCAAGCUUCGAGCUAAGUUCAGACAGGUCUGCUCUAUGCUCAGUGUCCCAGCUGACUUCAAGGAUUACAUCAGCGUGGCUGAAGGCACUUCAUUCUAAGUCUGUCUUGAUGGUGAACCAGAGCCGACCCAGCGCCCAGACACAAGGUGGAAGCUGAUUUGAUGUCAGCCUUGAAUGCCCCAGCAGAUAUGGUCUGCAGUGGAUUCAUCUGAAUGCUGGGAGUGUGAGACAGUGACAAUCAGACAAGAAUUGUGUGAUCUUUGAUGAUGUAGAAAAUGUACUGUCACUACAGACCCAGAAACAGGAGUUUGAUUGAUUGAUUUCCUACAAAUUGAUUUAUUGCAGUUUUUUAGUUGACUACAGAACUAAACAUCAGGACAGUAAGGCGGUGAAAGUUGUGUCCUUAAACAUGUAACAUUAGAUUUGAUGAAAUAAAUAAGAUUCUUUUAA
Maylandia zebra (zebra mbuna) is the source of this 823-nucleotide messenger RNA. It is a transcript of the gene lto1, whose product is annotated as LTO1 maturation factor of ABCE1. Lineage: Eukaryota; Metazoa; Chordata; Actinopteri; Cichliformes; Cichlidae. The record is from RefSeq and is a predicted model, not a curated record.